UUUGUAUGUCCCGCUCACUGCCUCCCAGUCACGCGUGUGUUUUUUACCCAAAGGACAGCCAAGAUGGACCGUCCAGCGAAGGCAUCUUCGUGUCCAAGAUCGUGGACAGCGGGCCGGCAGCCAAGGACGGAGGCCUGCAGAUCCACGACCGGAUCGUGGAGGUCAACGGCAAGGACCUGUCCCGGGCCACCCACGAGCAGGCUGUGGACGCCUUCAAGACAGCGCAGGAGCCCAUCGUGGUGCAGGUGCUCAGGAGGACACCGCGGGCCCGGAUGUGCACACCUGUCCCCGAGGCGCAGCUGGUGGACGUGGGGACCCAGACCGACAUCACCUUCGAGCACAUCAUGGCCCUGGCCAAGGAGUCCCCCGCGGCCCCGCCUGUGCUGGAGCCCUACCUCCUGGCCGAGGGGCAUCCCUGUGCCCAUGAGUACUAUGACCCGAGUGACUACAUCGGAGGCGCCCACCAGGACCUGGACAGGGAGGAGCUGGAGCUGGAGGAGGUGGACCUCUACCGAAUAAACAGCCAGGACAAGCUGGGCCUCACCGUGUGCUACCGGACGGACGACGAAGACGACUUAGGGAUUUAUAUCAGUGAGAUUGAUCCUAACAGCAUCGCGGCCAAGGAUGGACGGAUCCGAGAAGGAGAUCGCAUUAUCCAGAUUAACGGGCUGGAGGUCCAGGACCGAGAAGAGGCCGUGGCUCUCCUGACCAGUGACGAGCACAAGAACGUGUCCCUGCUGAUUGCGCGGCCGGAACUCCAGCUGGACGAGGGCUGGCUGGACGACGACCGGCUAGACGACGACCGGAACGACCUGCUGGACGAGCUGCAGCUGGACAUGCUGGAGGAGCAGCACCACCGCGCCAUGCGGUUCACGGCCGGCUCGCCGCCGCAGGUGAGGCCGCCCUGGGCCGGGAGGGGGGCGGCGGGCCGAGCGCACGCGCAGGCGCAGAUCCCCGCGCAGGCGCACGUGCCCUACCGGCACGCGCUCAUCCCCGCGCAUGCGCAGCACUACCGCAGCUACAUGCAGCUGGUGCAGCAGCGCUCGGCCGUGGAGUUCGCGCACAGCCAGACCAGCCUGGCCGGGCCCGAGCCGCGGCUCGAGUGGAAGGUGAAGGUGCGCAGCGACGGCUCGCGCUACAUCACCAAGCGGCCGGUGCGCGACCGGCUGCUGCGGGAGCGCGCGCUGCGCAUCCGCGAGGAGCGCAGCGGCGCCACCACGGACGACGACGCGGCCAGCGAGCUCAAGCUCGGCCGCUACUGGAGCCGCGAGGAGCGCAAGCAGCACGUGGUGCGCGCCAAGGAGCAGCGGCGCCGGCGCGCGCUGCUGCUGCACGGCCGGCCCGACCGCCCGCCCGAGCCGCCGGCCGCCGACGAGCGCCGGGAGCCGAGCAUCCUGGAGCUGAGCCACAAGAAGAUGCUGCGGCGGCGCAACCGGCGCAUCCUGGACAACUGGAUGACCGUGCAGGAGCUGCUGGCGCACGGCGCGCGGUCCCCGGACGGCGCGCGCGCGGCGCACCACUUCCUGUCGGUGACGACCGUGUGACAGUCGCUGACCGCCGCGUGAUAGUCGCUGACCGCCGUGUGACUGCCGGCGACCACCGUGUGACAGUCGCUGACCACCGUGUGACAGUCGGCGACCACCGUGUGACGCGCGCGUGCGGUCAGACGCCCCGGGGCCGCGGUGCCAGCUCGAGGGGGAAACCCGCCCGCAGCGUCUCGGGAGGCGCUGUGAGCAAACGGGGCGUUUUCCGAACAGCGCUGGUACUUUUUACCUGUUGGCCUUUCACACAGAGCGUUUCAAUGUCCAUAGGAUCUUUUUAUGAAGCAUACUUUCACAGACUAAUUUGUUUAAACUGUAUUCCUAUAAAAAAGUUAAACACGCUUUUUUUCCUGCGGAAAACACAGAUACAACUGCCGGUAUGUAUUUUUAACAGAACCCUAUUUUAUGAUGUUACUUUGCUGAAUGUGUGUCGUAUGAGUGACCAUUAAUAUAUUACCUGGGUCAGGGCUUCAGCACAAAACCAAACUGGUAAUGAUUUGAUACACGUAACCAAACCAGCAGCGUUUCGGUGUGUGAUCCAAUGUGAAACGUUUUUCUGAUUCAAGUUCCCGAGCGAGGGUAAAGGUUUAAGCAGAAAGCCGGGCGUCCUGUAUGUAGCUUUAUGGGAGUUGAAAGCAUGUUUGCAAAUAGUGCAGCCCGUCGGAAGAACGUGCAUGUACAGGAGCGUUGUGGCUGGAGAUGGCUGUGGAGUUCCAGGUGUCAUUGUGGUAAACCUUUGCUGUGGCGAUUUGAAGGGGCAGACUUUGUACAAGCAAGCUCACGAAAUCAUGAGUAGCUACAAACAUUAAGUAAAAUGAAGUUAAAAUAAAUUAUUUUCUAUUUGA
Hipposideros armiger (great roundleaf bat) is the source of this 2386-nucleotide messenger RNA. RefSeq names its product E3 ubiquitin-protein ligase PDZRN3-like. Gene Ontology annotation, biological process: protein ubiquitination; neuromuscular junction development. Gene Ontology annotation, molecular function: ubiquitin protein ligase activity; protein binding. The record is from RefSeq and is a predicted model, not a curated record. The coding region runs from base 6 to 1544 and encodes 512 amino acids. The transcript is spliced from 8 exons. Gene Ontology annotation, cellular component: neuromuscular junction. Lineage: Eukaryota; Metazoa; Chordata; Mammalia; Chiroptera; Hipposideridae.